UGAGAAGAGGGUGAAGGGGCUGGAGCUGGGAGGCAGAAAGACUGAAGACGACCAACCGGGGAGUCCCAAAGGGCGGAGCUAACUUUUGACCAGACCCUCCCAGCCCAAACUCGGCUCUCUCUGCCUCAGCAUCCCCAGAACCUGGAGUGAGGUAGGUGAGGACAGGACCAUGACCUCCGAGAUCCCCAGAAAGGGCCUUCUGAUGCUGCUGGUGGCCUUGGGCCUGACCAAGGAAGGCGUGGUGAAGGCCUCCAGGGAUCAGCUGGUGAACUGCACUUGUGAGAACCCACACUGCAAGAAGCCGACCUGCCAGGGGGCAUGGUGCACCGUGGUGCUGGUUCGAGAACAGGGCGGGCACCCCCAGGUCCAUCGGGGCUGCGGGAACAUGAACCCGGAACUCUGCCUGGGACGCCCCACGGAGUUCGUCAACCACCACUGCUGUUACCGGUCCUUCUGCAACCACAACGUGUCCCUGGUGCUGGAGGCCACCCAAACUCCUUCUGAAGAGCCAGAUGUAAAUCCCCCGCUGCUUCCGAUCUUGGGUUCCGUGCUGGCCUUGCUGGUCCUGGUGGCCUUGGGUGCUCUGGGCUUGUGGCGUGUCCGAAGAAGGCAGGAGAAGCAGCGGGGUCUGCACAGCGACCUGGGCGAGUCCAGCCUCAUCCUGAAGGCAUCCGAGCAGGGAGACAGCAUGCUGGGGGACUUGCUGGACAGCGACUGCACCACGGGCAGUGGCUCGGGACUCCCCUUCCUGGUGCAGAGGACGGUGGCCCGGCAGGUCGCGCUGGUGGAGUGCGUGGGAAAGGGCCGAUAUGGCGAGGUGUGGCGUGGUUCGUGGCAUGGUGAGAGUGUGGCCGUCAAGAUUUUCUCCUCACGAGAUGAACAGUCCUGGUUCCGGGAGACGGAGAUCUACAACACAGUUCUGCUUAGGCACGACAACAUCCUAGGCUUCAUCGCCUCCGACAUGACCUCGCGCAACUCAAGCACGCAGCUGUGGCUCAUCACCCACUUCCACGAGCACGGCUCGCUCUACGACUUUCUGCAGAGGCAGCCGCUGGAGCCGCAGCUGGCCCUGAGGCUAGCCGUGUCGGCGGCCUGCGGCCUGGCACACCUGCAUGUGGAGAUCUUUGGCACUCAAGGCAAACCAGCCAUCGCCCACCGGGACCUCAAGAGCCGCAAUGUGCUGGUCAAGAGCGACUUGCAAUGUUGCAUUGCAGACCUGGGACUGGCUGUGAUGCACUCCCAGGGGAGUGAUUACCUGGACAUUGGCAACAACCCCCGAGUGGGGACCAAGAGGUACAUGGCACCCGAGGUGCUGGAUGAACAGAUCCGGACUGACUGCUUUGAGUCAUACAAGUGGACAGAUGUUUGGGCCUUCGGCUUAGUGCUGUGGGAGAUCGCCCGGCGGACCAUCAUCAAUGGCAUUGUGGAAGAUUACAGGCCACCCUUCUAUGACAUGGUACCCAAUGACCCCAGCUUUGAAGAUAUGAAAAAGGUGGUGUGCACUGACCAGCAGACUCCCACCAUUCCUAACCGGCUGGCUGCAGAUCCGGUCCUCUCCGGGCUGGCCCAGAUGAUGCGGGAGUGCUGGUACCCCAACCCCUCUGCCCGCCUCACUGCGCUGCGCAUCAAGAAGACGUUGCAAAAGCUUAGCCACCAUCCGGAGAAACCCAAAGUGACUCACUAGCCUAGGCUCACUGGACUUCCUCCGCCUGAAGUGUGUGGUGGGGCAGCAGACGUACCCUGUCUGCUGGGUAGAGGUGGUGUGAGUGUGCACGCGGCCCUGUGUGUGCCUGCCUGCCCAGCUUGGCCCCCGGCCCAUCCAGCCAAAAAUACAGCUGGGCUGAAAUUCGAUCGGCUUUCGUCUGGCCUGCUCAGAGUGGCCGGCUCUCUGACGCCUGGCUGGGCUCCCCGGCCCCAAGGCCAGCAGGGUACACCCCUACCACUCCCAGGGCAGGGUAGCCAAGCCAGGGAAUCCCGGGCCCAGAUGCUGGGCUUGCACUGUCCCCUACCCUGGGUCAACCUUACUGACCCACCGGAGCAGCCAGGAUGGCACGGGGGUCGUCUGACUUCGGCAGACACUCCAUCCUGCCCGGGCCCAGGGGAAGAUGCCGAGGCCUCAGUUUCCCACUGUGGGUUCUUAUCACUUCCACGAUGCCUUUCAGUCGUCCUGGCUGGUGAAUGCCAGUCUCUCAGGAGAGGUGGCGUCGGACCCCGCUACCCUCUGCUCCUUUACCAUCCGAGCUGUCUUGUUAGGGUGUCGAGACCCAAGGGUCCUGUGAGGAGAAGGAAGGCGGAGGAGAGGAGAGCCAGCGUCGCCCCGUUCAACAGGAGAGGGACCUGGCUGUCUUGGGAUCUUAGACUUGGCCCUGGUGUCCGUUGAGGCUUCUCUGACCCCGAUUUUCACGGAAGCUCAGCCCAGGACCCUUGUCAAUGGCCCCUCCCCUUUCGUUUGCUGGGGUUUGGAAUAACUGAGUCCAGGACAGCCUAAGGCCUCCUGGUCGACUCCCCAACCCCCCGUUCUGGCCUGGAGCUAUACUUGGGCCCCCCCUGGGACUCAGGCAGCACUGGACCCCCUGAUUCCCUCUGUGGCUUGGCCUUCUUUGUCUCAGGGCUCAGGGGUGGCUUCCUCUGGGCUCUCCAAGGCUGAAAAGAAAAUUUGGCUCCUGUCAAGACGUCUCCAGCUACCAGGGUUCUGCUCCCUCCUGGCCUUGACUCUGGCCGAAGCCCACACCCUAGGCCAGGCUUCGGAAAGUGUACCUCAGGAGAACUUGGCCUAGGAAAACAUCAAAAGCCUGGCAUUUAGAAAUGUGAAGGGUCUACACCCAUGUGCUGAACAAGUGACACUGAAGCCUGGCAGACAGACUGAGGAGAAGUGGGCUGUAGACAAGGCUUGAGGAGGAGCGUGGGGGACUCAGGCCUAAGAUCAUCCUCAAUCUUAGGAAGGCCUGGCUAGAAACCCUCGGCCAUGAUCGCAGGGGGAAAGGACGGCUAGCCCCGCUACACACACACACACACACACACACACAUACACACACACACACACACACACACACACACACCGUGACACUGUGACACCGUGGGUGCCUCUGUUGUGUGUCCCCCCCCCCCCACUACUGUUUCUCAAGCCUAUCUCGGCAUGUACAGGGACCAAGGAGAAACCAGGAACUGAAACCAGAUGAAAACAGAAAGUAGACCAGCGUUUCCCAGACCAGCGGGGCCCCGUCGGAUGACUCUCUCUGGUCACUGGAGCCAGGGAAUCGCCUUCCUGCCUGAAGGAUUUUUAUUUCUACUGGACUUGGGAACAAAUUCAUCUUUGGACUCCACAGCCAGCUCCUCCAGGCCUCGGAAAUCCUAAGUGGAGAGCAUCUGAGGGAGGGGUUUGAGUGACAGGGGACGUGCGUGCGUGGAAAGGACAGGGGGCUCUCCAGAGACAACUGUCUCCAGAUGCUUCUAAGUGCAGGUGUGCGGGUGGAACCCACCUUUCUGUACUUAGAGAUACAGUUUACGGGGCACACUUAGCCGGCCACACGCAUGUAGUAGGUCCUCAAUAAACCGUAGUUGACCCCUGA
Peromyscus maniculatus bairdii (prairie deer mouse) is the source of this 3569-nucleotide messenger RNA. The record is from RefSeq and is a predicted model, not a curated record. Lineage: Eukaryota; Metazoa; Chordata; Mammalia; Rodentia; Cricetidae.